Cladocopium goreaui is the source of this 4398-nucleotide messenger RNA. The record is from the annotation of a GenBank genome assembly. Lineage: Eukaryota; Dinophyceae; Suessiales; Symbiodiniaceae.
AUGGAUGUGCUAUCGAUGAGUUCAGCGAUUGAAAUCGAAUCGACAGAAACCGAGUACCGCCUCACCUGGCGGGCCGCUUUGUUGGUGGCGCUGUUCGCAGGCAGUCUAAUGCUGCUGCAUCUUGGGCCAACGCGAACGUUGACGCAUCACGAGGUGCUGUUCGCCCAACCGGCCAAAGAAAUGCUGGCCACAGGGAAUUGGUUCGUUCCGCGCUUCUCCGGGAUUCCCAGCACUUACAAACCGCCGGGGACCCAUUGGGUGUUGGCGGCCACCAUGGCGAUAACCGGCAGCGAGUCGGAAUGGGUCCUGCGGGUUCCCUCGGCGAUUGCCGUGGUGAUCACCGCUCUGAUUGUGGCGGCGAUGACCGCACGGUGGUUCGGCACGCUCACGGGUGUCGUCGCAGGGCUGAUGCAAGUCACGCUGUACUACGUGCUUCAAUUGGGUCGAUUGGCCGAGUGCGAUGUGUUUCUCAUCGCCUGCACCACCGGGGCAUUCUACGCGUUCGCCGCCGGGAACAUCGACAGUCCCCGCGGGCGUUCCGAGGCGCGAUGGCUCCCCUGGCUGUUCUACACCUGUGUGGGAUUGUCCUACCUGUUCAAAGGGCUCGUCGGCCCCGUGUUUACGUUGGCCGCCUGUGGGCUUUACUUGGUCGUGCGGCGAGAAGCUCGCGUGUUGAAGUUUCUGCUGAACCCGAUCGGGAUCGGGAUACUUCUCUGCUGCUCUGUGGGCUGGCUGCUAAUGGCGUACCAGGACUAUCCGAAGAUCAUUAGCGAUCAAAUCCUCAAUCACGUGGGCCGGUUUCAAGGUGAGAUGGAAGGUGGCAAGAAUCCCUUCUUCUAUCUCUACACCAUUCCUUUCAUCCUUCUGCCGUGGACGCCGUUCUGCCUCAUCGGGUUGGUGUGGGCCGCCCGAAGUGAACGCUUCCCAAGGGCUCUGUGGUGGUGGGCAGUAUGUGCCUUGAUCCCGGGCAUCGUGCUGCUGAGCAUGAGCGAGUUUAAAAGCAAACACUACCCGGCCCCAUUAAUGCCACCGCUAACGAUGAUCGCCGCGGUGGCCAUGAUUCAGUACUUCCGAUGGCGGCAACACACGCCGCUACGGUGGCACGUGGUGGCCGCCAUCGCCUGCAUCGUAGGCAACGUGGCCGCAGUUGUGGCAGUCCUGGUACUUCAACCCGACAGCUAUGGCUUGAUCGCCGUGUUGGUCGGGCUGAUCGGCCUGACGCAAGUUUCAAUGAUCUACUUCGAGUAUCGCGGGCAACUGCGGACCGAGUUGGUCACCUUGUUCACCGCCGCCUGGUUUGUGUGUUUGGGGGCCCUGACAUUGGUCUCGCUCGAUCACGAUUCGUAUCGCGACCCGACGAUGCUGGCCCGCAGAGCAAAUGAAGUCAUUCCUGCGAACGAACCGGCGUACAUCGUCGGGCUGUCGGAGAAUCAGAUUACGUUCUACCUCAAUUCGCGGGUCGAUCGUGUGGUCGAGCCGGAGCAGUUCGUCAGAACUCAACCCGGCGAUGGGCCUUGGUAUGUGAUCGCUCCCGAAGACACGAGCGCAGUGCUCGCCGGACAGGGACGUGUCGAGAUUGUCGACCAGUGUGCGUCGAUUCGGCGAGGUGAGCAACCCGGGGAUCGCAUCACGCUGUUUCGCGUCGAUCGCAACCGAACGGCCGAUGCUGGCGAUCCGCGCCGACCCAUCAGUGGUGGUGUCCUCGACGGGCUACGAGAGUGCUCUGACAUGUCUGAUUUGAACAACGCGACUCCAAAUCGCUUGGAUUCGGGAGACGGUGCAAACACCGAGUAUCGCCUGACCUUCGGGGCGGCCGCACUAGUUGCGGUCUUUGCCGGUGGUCUACUGCUGGCGCACUUCGGUCCCACGCGGGCCUUAACACAUCACGAGGUGAUGUUCGCCCAACCAGCGAAGGAGAUGCUGGUCACGGGAAAUUGGGUGUUGCCAAAGUUUGCCGGGGUGCCUUGCACGCACAAACCGCCGGGAACGAAUUGGAUUCUGGCCGCCACCAUGGCGGUGACCGGAAGCCAAUCGGAAUGGGUGGUGCGGGCUCCGUCAGCACUUGCCGGAACGAUCGCUGCAUUACUCGUCGCCGCGAUGACGGCCCGAUGGUUCGGUACGCUCACGGGCGUUGUGGCCGGCGUGAUGCAGGUUUCCAUGUACUAUGUGCUUCAACUGGGUCGCCUGGCCGAGUGCGAUGUGUUCUUGAUCGCCUCAACCACCGGAGCCCUGUUUGCCUUCGCGGUGGCGAACAUCGAAAGCCCCCGCGGACGUUCCGACGCGCGGUGGUUGCCGUGGGUGUUUUACGGCUGCGUGACGCUUUCGUUCCUGUUCAAGGGUCUGGUCGGGCCGAUCUUCACGCUGGGUGCGUGUGGCCUGUACCUGCUUGUCUCGCGUGAAUGGCGGGUCUUUCGGUUCUUGCUGAACCCCGUGGGAAUUGUCCUACUGCUGGUGGUUCCGGCCGGGUGGCUGGCUUUGGCGUAUGGUCAGUAUCCGACUAUUCUGCAUGACCAGAUCGUGCAUCACUUCGGGCGAAUGCAGGGUGAGUUGCAGGGCGAGAAGAACCCCUUCUUCUAUCUGUAUUCCAUUCCCAUGAUCUUGUUGCCUUGGGCACCGUUCUGUCUGAUCGGCACGGUUUGGGCGGCCCGCAGCGAUUCGUUUCCCAAGCCGCUGCUGCGGUUGGCCAUCUGCUGGCUAAUUCCGGGGCUGCUCGUGCUGAGCAUGAGUGAGUUCAAAAGCAAACACUACCCGGCCCCUUUGAUGCCUCCGCUUACAAUGAUCGGGGCGGUAGCCAUGGUCCGCUAUUUUCAGUGGCGACAAUCGAACGCAUGGCAAUGGCAUGUCGCUGCGUUGGUGGCCUGCGUCUUGGGCACCGCUGCCGGAGUGGGAGCGAUUCUGGCCUUUCAGCCUGAGGGUUAUAGGUUCAUCGCGAUCCUGGCGGCCGUACUCGGCUCGGGCAUCCUGUUGAUGAUCUUCUUCGAACUCCGCGGGCACCUGCGGGCCGAACUUGUUGCAAUGUCGAUCGCCACUUGGAUCGUGUGCUCGGGCAGUUUGUACCUGGUCGCUCGACACCACGAUUCGUACCACGAUGCGACGGCCUUGGCCGGAAGAGCCAACGAGCGGCUUUCCGAAGAGGUGCCUGUAUACGUCGUGGGGUUAGUUGAAAAUCAAAUCACUUACUAUCUGAAGUCGCCCGUUGUGCGGGUCGACGAAGUGGACGAGUUGCAGAACACCCAAGUGGGCGCUGGCCCCUGGUACGUGCUGGCCCCGGAAAAGAUGCAAUCACAACUUGCCACCUCCGGCAGAGCGUAUCCGGUGGAUCGCUGCGAUUCGGUUCGUCGCUACAACGCCGAAGGCGAGCGGAUCACCCUGAACACCACAGAGAGCGUUCCCAACAGCAGCACACUAAUCCCACUUAUCGAGGUACCUGCGUUGAUCUCCGUCGUUAUCCCCUGCUUCAACGAAGGCCCCGUGGUCAGGCUGGCGCAUCGGGCCGUGUGCCAAGUGGCCGGGAACUGGAACGACUCGUUCGAGUUGCUGCUGGUCGACGACGGAUCUUCGGACGAUACCUGGGAGAUCAUCCGCGAGCUGCACAACUCUGACCCGCGGGUUGAAGGCAUCCGGCUGGCCCGCAACUUUGGACAUCAGGCGGCCGUAGGGGCGGGGCUGGAACGGGCCUCUGGCGAAGUGGUCGUAGUGCUCGACGCCGAUUUGCAAGAUCCACCCGAGCUGGUUGCAGAGAUGCUCGACCGCUGGGCUGAGGGCUACGACGUUGUGUAUGCCCAACGCAAGCGGCGCGAAGGGGAGACCUGGUUUAAGAAGCUCACCGCCUAUGUGUAUUACCGCCUGCUUGCGCGGACCAGCGAAGUCGACAUCCCCCGCGAUACGGGCGACUUUGCCCUGAUGGAUGCGGCCGUAGUUCAGCAACUCGUUGCGAUGCGUGAACACGCCAUCUACUGGCGCGGGCUGAGAAGUUGGACCGGCGGACGACAAACUGCCGUGCAGUACGAUCGCCCUCCACGUGUCGAAGGCGAAGCCAAGUACAGCUUCUUGAAAUCGUUGCGGCUGGCAAUCGAUGGAUUGCUGGCGUUCUCAAAUCUGCCGCUCCGGUUGUCGCUGUUCGCCGGCGCUACCGUGUUGGCAGUGACCGGUGUUGGACUGCUAGACAGUCUUGCCAGUCGACUGAUUGGCACCUACUCCGGUUGGGGACUCGGCCUGGGAACCCUGGGCACGUGGUUCAUCGGCGGCGUGCAGCUCGUGUGCCUGGGUGUGGUUGGCGAGUACCUGAACCGGAUCUACGAGGAAGUGCGAAAUCGGCCCCGCUGGAUUGUUUCCGAGACGCUCGGCAGCAAGCAGAAGCAAGUAUCUGUAGGAACCAAACUCCGCAAAGCGGGAUGA